Molecule: messenger RNA, 1364 nt
Organism: Helobdella robusta
Lineage: Eukaryota; Metazoa; Annelida; Clitellata; Rhynchobdellida; Glossiphoniidae
Exons: 8
Coding region: 136-1119 (327 amino acids)
Biological process (GO): spliceosomal snRNP assembly
Cellular component (GO): SMN complex
Molecular function (GO): RNA binding; protein binding
Source: RefSeq, a predicted model, not a curated record
CGUCUUUUCACUAAGGAAUGUUUACAAAUUGCUUAAGGUUUUAUUUUUUUUAACUGUUUAAUUUUUUAUUUAUUGUUAAGCUGUUCAUUUAAUUAAGAUUUUGUUAGGACCUCAUUUCAAUCAAUAAUUAAUACCAUGACAUCUAUGAGACAAAAUCCUCUGACAUGCAGUGGUCACACGAGACCUGUCGUACAUUUGUCCUUCAGUCGUAUCACACCUGACGGCUACUUUGUCAUCAGCGCCAGCAAGGAUGCUAAGCCAAUGUUGCGUCAGGGUGAAACUGGAGAUUGGAUUGGUACAUUUGAAGGGCACAAGGGGGCUGUGUGGGCUGCCACAUUAAACUAUGAAGCUUCGAAAGCUGCUACUGGCUCAGCGGAUUUUACUGCAAAAGUGUGGAAUGCGGUGACAGGUGAGGAGGUCCAGUCAUUUGCUCACAAGCAUAUUGUCAAAUGCGUCGAUUUUUCUCCUGACAGCAAUUAUUUGUUAACUGGCAGCAAUGAAAAACUUCUUCGCAUUUAUGACUUAAACAAACCCAGUGAAAGUCCAGAAGUUAUAAAUGGUCACACAUCAAAUUUGAAGUGUUGUUUGUGGUUGGAUGACAGAACCAUCAUAAGUGCUGCAGAGGACAAAACUAUCAAAUUGUGGGAUGUACACAACAAAAGUGAAAUACAAAGCCUGGAGUUGAAGUCAGCUGCUAAUGAUCUGGAAAUUUCAGUUGAUGGUCAGAUUCUCACAGUGGCUUACAGCAACAAAGUGGCUUUCCAUAAUGCAAGAAGUUUUGAAGUAUUAAAGGAGUUUGAGGUUGGCAGUCCAAUAAAUUCAGCUUCUCUCCAUCCAACGAGAAAUGUUUUUGUUUGUGGUGGAGAUGAUUUCAAGAUGUACAAAUGUGAUUAUGAAAGUGGCAGUGAAUUAGAAUCUUUUAAAGGGCAUUUUGGUUCAGUUCAUUGCGUACGGUUUUCACCAGAUGGCGAAUUAUACGCCAGUGGUAGUGAAGAUGGAACCCUGAGAUUGUGGCAGACAAUUGUUGGAAAAACUUACGGCUUGUGGAAAUGCAUGCAGUCAGAUGAUGUUUCACCAAGUUUAACGUGUGACAACGCUAUCAAAGUUGAUUGUUGUUGAUCUUGAUCAGACAAUCAGUAUUUUUGUUUUUCUGAAAAUGGUAUCAAAAUUUUUUUUUGUCAAAAUUGGAAUUCUGUUUUAUUUAAGAAUAAAUUACCGCCAAGGCUAAGGAAAUUUACUUAUUUGCAACUUGUGGUUAUUUCUGUCUGAAUCGAAUUAGAUAAAAUUGUUUAUUCAGUCACUUUGUUACUAAUUUGUUGUCAUUUGUAAUAUAAUGCAAAAAAUAAACUGAAUUUCAGAAAUUU